GCGCAGUGAGUGGUUGGGUUUGGGUGGAGUAAAGUUGGAUGUACUAUACCAUUUUUUUCUCUCAAAUUAGCCAGGAUACGCUACAAUGUCAUAGCAGCAAGAUCAUAAGAAUUCUAAAAGAAACCUGAUUUUAUCAUAGAACACGAGCAUUGAUAUAUCGAUAAUGGGCGAUGUAAGUGAAGAAUCGUUGUUGGAUUAUUUCUACUCAGCCGGAGGGAAAGUAAAAAAUUCAGAUUUAAUGAAAACAUACAAGCCUUUUAUUGGUCACAAGGACAUGGAGCUGCGUGCCAAAUACAGAGAGGAGUUCAAACAGAUCAUCGACAGGAUUGCUGUUGUGAAAUCAGAGAAUGGUGAGAAGUACCUAGUUCUGAAGAAGAGAUACCGGCAGCAGAAGCAGGACAGUGAGACAGAGCCUGGGACAGACAGACAGGCCAGCCCUGCCAGGCCAUCGGCCUCAGCCCAGUGGGAUGGGUCAGGGGUCUCGUCUCUCUCCAGUGCCCAGAUGGAACCAUACCUCCAGCCUGAACCGGCCAAGCGGGCAGAGGAGAGGAAGCCUUCCCGGGUGACGUGGUGUGGAAGAGGCCCCAGCAUUACUGUCACAGAGGCACCUGAGCAGGAGCACAUGCAAGAGGAUCAGCACACUGAGAAAAAACCCUCACAGUCUAUUUCGGAGGAACCCCUUGUGCACAGCAAAGUGGAGAAUGAGCCAGACAGAGACUCAGGGUCAAAGUCAGAGUCCGAAGAGCAGGAAGAGGAGUGUACGGGCAGUAUUGGCUCCACCCCAGUGGCUCUGGACCCUGUGGAGAAGGAAUGGAUCUACUCUGCUGCAUGUGGCUGUCUCUCUGACCUCGCCCAGCUGCUACAACAGGAGCCCUCCCUGGCCAACAAGAAGGUCUGGGUGCCAUUUACAGCUCUACACUGGGCAGCCAAACAUGGCAAAGAGGACAUGGCUGCCAUGAUGGCCAAUGCAGGGGCUGACGUCAACACUAAAUCUGGCUAUACACCCUUGCAUAUUGCAGCAUUGCAUGGCCAUCGAAACAUUUUGGAGCUGCUCAUUGGAACAUAUGAUGCGAAGGAGAACCUCCGGGACUACAGUGGCCAUCUUGCAUGCCAGUACCUGAACAUCAGGGAGCCUACAGAGGAUGACAGAGCAGCUCCAGAAGAGAUACAAUUCCCUGAGUUCCAUAUGGCCCAGGCCAGAGACCGCAGCAGGAACAGGAAGUUGACCUCGUUGUUCCAGUCCAAGAAGAAGUGGGGCUCAGCGGAGGAGCUAGCCCCUGUAGAGGAAGAAAAGGUGGCACUUGCACCGCAUCAACUCAUCGUCCCCGCAUUCAGACCCAGGAAAUUCUCACGCUGAGAAAGUAGGUAACCAAAUGCCCCAACAUGCAUUGAUGACAUAAGUACAUGUUCAGUCAGUGUAUGUUUAUUUGAAUUUGAAUAUAUGCUUUUAUGGUAUGUAUGCUUGUGUGUCUCGUGCCUUCAGAAAGUAUUCAGACCCCUUUACUUUUUCCACAUUUUGUUACAUUAGAGCCUUAUUCUAAAAAUUAUUAAAACGAUUUUCCCCCUAAUCAUCUACACACAAUACACCAUAAUGACAAAGCAAAAACAGGUUUUUAGAAAUGUUGCUAAUUUUUUAUUUAAAAAAAACGGAAACAUCACAUUUACAUAAGUAUUGAGACUCUUUACUCAGUACUUUGUUGAAGCACCUCUAGCAUCGAUUAUUCUUGGGGAUGACGCUACAAGUUUGGCACACCUGUAUUUGGAGUGUUUCUCCCAUUCUUCUCUGCAGAUCCUCUCAAGCUCUGUCAGGUUGGACGGGGAGAGUUGCUGCACAGCAAUAUUCAGGUCUCUCCAGAGAUGUGUGAUCGGGUUAAAGUCUGAGCUCUGGCUGGGCCACUCAAGGACAUUCAGAGACUUGUCCUGAAGCCACUCCUGCAUUGACUUAGCUGUGUGCUUGGGGUCAUUGUCCUGUUGGAAGGUGAACCUUCGCCCCAGUCUGAGGUCCUGAGCGCUUUGUAGCAGGUUUUCAUCAAGGAUCUCUCUGUACUUUGCUCCGUUCAUCUUUACCUUGAUCCUGACUUGUCUCCUAGUCCCUACUGCUGAAAAAUAUCCCCACAGCAGGAUGCUGCCACCACCAUGCUUCACCGUAGGGAUGGUGCCAGGUUUCCUCCAGAUGUGAAGCUUGGCAUUCAGGUUAAAGAGUUCAAUCUUGGUUUCAUCAGACCAGAGAAUCUUGUUUCUCAUGGUCUGAGAGUAUUUAGGUGCCUUUUGGCAAACUCAAAGUGGGCUGUCAUGUGCUUUUUACUGAGGAGUGGCUUCCAUCCGGCAACUCUACCAUGAAGGCCUGAUUGGUGGAGUGCUGCAGAGAUGGUUAUCCUUCUGGACGAUUCUUCACAGAGGAACUCUGGAGCUCUGUCAGAUUGACCAUCAGGUUCUUGGUCACCUCCCUGACCAAGGCCCUUCUUCCCCGAUCGCUCAGUUUGGCUGGGCGGCCAGCUCUAGGAAGAGUCUUGUGGUUCUAAACAUCUUCCAUUUAAGAAUGUUGGAAGCCACUGUUCUUGGGGACCUUCAAUGCUACAGACCUUUUUUGGUACUCUGUACCUCGACACAAUCCUGUCUCUGAGCUCUACAGACAAUUCCUUUGACCUCAUGGCUUGGCUCUUGCGCCGACAUGCACUGUCAAAUGUGGGACCUUAUAUAGACAAGUGUGUGCCUUUCAAAUCAUGUCCAAUCAAUUUAAUUUACCACAGGUGGACUACAAUCAAGUUGUAGAAACAUCUCAAGGAUGAUCAAUGGAACAGGAUGCACCUGAACUAAAUUUCGAGUCUCAUAGCAAAGGGGCUGAAUACUUAUGUACGGAUGAAGUCGGAAGUUUACAUACACCUUAGCCAAAUACAUUUAAUCUCAGUUUUUCACAAUUCCUGACAUUUAAUCCUAGUAAAAAUGCACUGUUUUAGGUCAGUUAGGAUCACCACUUUAUUUUAAGAAUGUGAAAUGUCAGAAUAAUAGUAGAGAGAAGGAUUUAUUUCAGCUUUUAUUUCUUUCAUCAAAUUCCCAGUGGGUCAGAGGUUUACAUACACUCAAUUAGUAUUUCGUAGCAUUACCUUUAAAUUGUUUAACUUGGGUCAAAUGUUUCAGGUAGCCUUCCACAAGCUUCCCACAAUAAAUUGGGUGAAUUUUGUCCCAUUCCUCCUGACAGAGCUGGUGUAACGGAGUCGGGGUUGUAAGGCCUCCUUGCUCGCACACGCUGUGCAGUUGCAAACCGUAGUCUGGCUUUUUUAUGGCGGUUUUGGAGCAGUACCUUCUUCCUUACUGAGCGGCCUCUCAGAUUAUGUAGAUAUAGGACUCGGUUUACUGUGGAUAAAUGUACUUUUAUACCCGUUUCCUCCAGCAUCUUCACAAGGUCCUUUGCUGCUGUUCUGGGAUUGAUUUGCACUUUUCGCACCAAAGUACAUUAAUCUCUAGGAGACCGAACAUGUCUCAUUCCCGAGCGGUAUGACGUCUGCGUGGUCCCAUGGUGUUUAUAGUUGCGUACUAUUGUUUGUACAGAUGAACAUGGUACCUUCAGGUGUUUGGAAAUUGCUCCCAAGGAUGAGCCAGACUUGUGGAGGUCUACAAUUUCCCCAUGAUGUCAAGCAAAGAGGCACUGACUUUCAAGGUAGGCCUUGACAUACAUCCACAGGUACACCUUCAAUUGACUCAAAUUAUGUCAGUUGGCCUAUCAGAAGCUUCUAACGCUAUGACAUAAUUUUCUGGAAUUUUCCAAGCUGUUUGAAGGCACAGUCAACUUAGUGUAUGUAAACUUCUGACCCUAUGGAAUUGUGAUACAGUGAAUUAUAAGUGAAAUAAUCUGUCUGUAAACAAAUUGUUGGAAAAAUUACUUGUCAUGCACAAAGUAGAUGUCCUAACCGACUUACCAAAACCAUUGUUUGUUAACAUGAAAUUUGUGGAGUGGUUGAACAUUUGUUUUAAUGACUCCAACCUAAGUGUAUGUAAACUUCCCACUUUAACUGUAAAUACCUAUUUACGUAAUUAUUUUUUUUUUUUCAUUUUUCAAACAUUCUAAAAACCUGUUUUCGCUUUGUCAUUUUGGGAUAUUGUGUGUAGAUUGCUGAACAUUUUUAUUGAUUUAAUCCAUUUUAGAAUAAGGCUGUAAUGUAACAAAAUGUGAAAAAGUAAAGUGGUCUGAAUACACUGUAUGUAUGCUUUUAUGGCAUAGAGAGCUCUAACUAUUGACCUGUUUUUUUUUUGUUUGUUUAUCGCUUUGAUUGUAUUGUAGCAAUCUUCAAACAUGAUUUGAUUGUCAUUUUAUUCAAUUUAAAAGUCUCAUUUUAUUGUAGAGAGAAAAAUGUUACAAAAACUUUACAUAUGGAGCUAUUUUGCAUUCUGCAUUGAUUUUUGUCUUGUUCUUUCAAUUUAGUCUGUAUUUGAAUUUUACUUGCCUUUUUCUCACACCGUGUUUAAUUAUGAAAGCGAACAAGCAGGUGGAAUGCAAACAUUAUUUCUCGUUGCGAGGGCUGAUGUGACAUUCCAGAUUUGAAGUGCCAUGUUUAUAUGUUGAUUGCAUUCUGUUGUCCCUUGGUUAAUAAGGGAUGUUGUUUUGUAUAAGUUCGCCCUCAGUAUUUACAUUGCAUUUCUAUUGAAGGUCAAAACAAUAACAGAUUAUUGGCACAGAAUAGUCAGUUCACAAUGAAGUGGCUGUCUUAUAAGAUUUUGAAACAAGAGUUAAUUGAUGUGCCAUGACUUUCCAUCGUGUGUUUUUUCUCAAGUUGUCAGUAUUGCCUCAGUCUGAACAUGCUUCUGAUCAAAGCUUGUUUUCUUUUGCACAUUAUUUAUAUUUUAGUAAAUAUUUUGAUAUUAAACUGCCAUUUUGUGCUACAAA
Oncorhynchus keta (chum salmon) is the source of this 4882-nucleotide messenger RNA. Its product is annotated as ankyrin repeat domain-containing protein SOWAHB-like. The record is from RefSeq and is a predicted model, not a curated record. Bases 164 to 1357 code for a protein of 397 amino acids. Gene Ontology annotation, molecular function: protein binding. Lineage: Eukaryota; Metazoa; Chordata; Actinopteri; Salmoniformes; Salmonidae. The transcript is spliced from 11 exons.